CGAAGCGAGGGCGGGCCACUAGUCAUUAUAUAAAUUUGGUUUGGUAUUCCACAAUUGAAAGCUCACGUCACAAAAGCACAAAGUUUACUUGUACCUUCUGCAAAUCUGUUACUAUAAUGUAGAUAGAAAAAGAUCGCUUUAGAGAGUGAUAUUGUAAUUUAAAGAAAAUACUGUAAUCAUAAGACAAGUUGCAAUACUAGCCGAUAUUUUGGGAAGGAGACGAUGGAUAUAUCUUCAACACUAUACUGCAUCAAUCAUAUAAUAUAAAUAUCAAUAUCAAGAAUCCAGAGCCAUUUCAAAGUAGUCUAGCUAGUUAGUCUAUGAGUGUCUCUGUCUUAUCAAUAGGCUAUGGUCUUGUUACAUUUAUUGUUAUUUUACGUUUAUGUGAUGGAAGUUGCCCGCAGUACUUGUUUAUAAGUUUUCUAAAUGACGACACAGAAUAAAUAAAACAGCUAGAAAAAGGAGCCCUUGCUAAGUUUCUUGCCGGUUCUUCUUAGUCCAGUACAAAGUCUCCCACCGUAGAUAUGCGAACAGAUGGCGUAGCUUUCGACUUUGACGUGUAAAAGCCUAAACUCAAUAAGUUAAUUUUGUUUUUCUUUGUAUCUGAGUUGGGUUGAGCGGUGGCAUCGUGUGAGAGCCAAGAGGACCAUGGCCCGGGGCGGCGGCAUGAGCCAUAUAAAGGCAACGUUAUUGUACUAUAUUUUGAUUUGAAUUACUAAUUCUAGGGAGGGUGGGUGAAAAUCUUGAGUGGCGUACCCUGGGCGUGAGUGAACACAGUAAUAACAAAUAAUAAUAACUAAUUGGGGGUUUUCUUUUAAAAACAUAUUAUUUUGGGGAUAUAUAAAAAUCAGUUUGGGGGAAAUAAUAAAAUUGUAUCUGGCAGCCCUGUCUCUGACUGAAGAACUUGUAUACAUGGUCAUGAAUAUUUAAAAAAAAAUUUUUUUUCACAGUCUAAGGACAAUGUAUCCAUUGCCUAUAAAUUAAAAAAAAAGUUUUUUGAUUUGCUGUUGAAAUUGCAAGAAAAUAAAUGGGAUUGGGAAAAUUUCUGAUCUAAAACAUAAGUUUAUCAUAGUGUCAUUUAUUAGAUUUACAAUUCUUCUAACAAAUAUAGCACAUUGCUCUCCGUAAUGUCGUCAAGUCGCUCAAAAUCGACGAUAUUAGAUAAGCCUCUUAGCAAGGGAAAAGGCGAAGUUUCUUUAGCUUUUUAUGCUCUUCUGUUUUCCGAAAUUGUACAGUAUUGUCAGAAUCGUUCACAUUCUGUACAAGAAUUACAAAAUAAACUCUCUGAAAUUGGCCAAGACGUUGGAACAAGAGUCUUGGAUUUAUAUUUUGUACGAGAAAGAAAUAGUAAAAGGGAAAUAAAAUUGCUGAAUAUGUUACUAUUUGUAAAGUCUACUCUGUGGAAGAUAUUAUUUGGUAAAGAAGCUGACAAACUGGAACAUGCCAAUGAUGAUGAGAGAACUUACUACAUUAUAGAGAAAGAUGCAUUAGUCAAUAAAUUCAUUAGUGUACCAAAAGAUAAAGGAUCAUUGAAUUGUGCUACAUUUAAUGCUGGCAUAAUUGAAGCUGUUUUAACAAAAAGUGGAUUUCCUUCUAAAGUAACAGCUCACUGGCACAAGGGAACAACAUACAUGGUCAAGUUUGAUGAUGCUGUUAUUGCAAGAGAUAAAUCACUUGAUGAUCGUUAACUGAAUGCUUGUAUUGAAU
Messenger RNA from Chilo suppressalis (striped riceborer), 1707 nucleotides. The record is from the annotation of a GenBank genome assembly. Lineage: Eukaryota; Metazoa; Arthropoda; Insecta; Lepidoptera; Crambidae.